UUUAUUCGAUUUAACUGGUGUGUUCAUAUGGAUGUAUGAAUUAACGAGUGAUUUGCAGAAUUAUAAAUUGAAUCAUAAUUUGGACAACAAAAACAAAAAAUCAAUCUAUUACUACAACGAACCAGUUAAUAAGCACAUAUUUAGAUCUAGUGGCCAAGCGAAUUGCCAGUCAACCAGUCGUGAAUUUAAGUGUUCAAUUUGUGAUCAGCAGUUUAGCAGAAAUUACGACCUGAAGAGACAUCAAAAUAUCCAUCUGUUGAUUAAAUCUUAUACUUGCAAUUGCGGCAAAACAUUUUCUAGAAAAGACGCUUUAAAGAGACAUUUACUCAUUAAAGGAUGUUAAUCGAUUAUAUACAGAAUGAGUUUGAUUACAAACUCACCAGUUUGGAUGUUUUGAAUGAUAUUCUAUACAAUCAAUUAAGAUACACGAUCAAUAAAACAAAUCUAGAAAUAAAUAAUUUAGUCUUUUUCAAUCGACAUAACAAAGCAAGACAACAACGACUUUUAGACUUCCUCCUCGAUGCCCAAAAUUACUCCCUCCAUUGGGAACUAUUCAAUAGACAGUCCAAUGGCUUCACCUACACCCCUCUGUUAGCAACUUCAAUUAAAGACACCCUAAAACUCGGAGAUGUAGACGAAACUAUUAUAUCUUUAUUAGACAUUAUCGCUGUUGAUAUUAUACAUCACAUCAUCCAACUUUCAAUCGAACACCAAGAGCAUCAACUCACCCUCAAUUCAUCAACAACCGAGACCUUCCAUAUACCAACUUCUUCACCAUUUACAACUAAUCAAUCGAGUCAACAAGCAAAUGUUC
Messenger RNA from Wallemia mellicola CBS 633.66, 814 nucleotides. RefSeq lists its product as hypothetical. The record is from RefSeq and is a predicted model, not a curated record. The annotation marks the transcript as partial. Lineage: Eukaryota; Fungi; Basidiomycota; Wallemiomycetes; Wallemiales; Wallemiaceae. The transcript has a single exon.